Rhopilema esculentum is the source of this 2766-nucleotide messenger RNA. Its product is annotated as fatty acid desaturase 6. Gene Ontology annotation, cellular component: membrane. Gene Ontology annotation, molecular function: oxidoreductase activity, acting on paired donors, with oxidation of a pair of donors resulting in the reduction of molecular oxygen to two molecules of water. The record is from RefSeq and is a predicted model, not a curated record. NCBI's taxonomy places the organism in Eukaryota, Metazoa, Cnidaria, Scyphozoa, Rhizostomeae, Rhizostomatidae. Gene Ontology annotation, biological process: lipid metabolic process.
UAAACCCAUCUGACGACUUUUUUACUUAGAGAGCACCAGCACAUGUAAUUGCAUGCAGACAUUUGGGUUGUGCGCAGGAAUAAUAUUUUUUCGUGUUUAGGCAGGAUAACAUUGCUUUUGUGACUAGUAAUCGUUUUAGGGUGCAGGCAGGGCAGGACAAAGGAAGAAUACAAUUAUAAGUUGUUUAAGUUUGUUUACAAGUGAGCAUUCAAGAUGGCGGCAACCGGCGAAAUGAACGAGAAUCUUGUCGAACGCAAGAAUACAGAAAAGUUCAAGGAUACUGGAGACUAUGGCGAACUAUGUAAGAUUGUAAAGAAAGUUGUAAAAGAAAGCUCUCAUUGGGAACUCUAUGGUCGUGAUCAAUGCAUAGUUGCCACGGCAUUUCUUUUGCUACUCCCGAUGGGAUUUUUGCUGGUACGACAGCAAGGAGUUUUGUUUUUGUUGGGCCUUUUUCUUCUCGGCACAACCCACAUGCUGGCUGUUAGCAAGGCUGCACAUGCUGCAUCUCAUAAUGCAUUGUGUGCAACAAGGAGAUGGAAUGAUGUCUUUGGCGUUUUCUUCGGAGAGAUUUGUGGUGCUUUCUCGUUUAUGGCUGGAAGAGAAUCUCACGUAAACAUCCACCACCCGCAUACAAACGUGGUUGGCCUCGGCGAUUCAAGCCUUUGGAAAGCGCCUUUUCUUGGCCGAAAGGUUUAUUUAUUUAUUGCCCCAUACUUCCUUCCAUUUGUUUCUCCUUUAUUUUCCAUGAAAAUGCAAUGGGGCAAGUGGAGACACGUUGCCGUGAAUUUCCUACUGAUGGCCUUUGGUUUUGUUGGGCAUUUCGCUUGUUUUAAAAUUAUCUCAGGUCUUACAACUGCGUGGUCCUUGAUUUGUCUGCUUGUCACAAGGAGUAUGUUCUAUUGCCCAUACAUACAUGUCAACAUUUUUCAACACAUUGGUUUGUCAAUGUACCACCCAGAGCAUCGCCCAAAACGCCUAAGGUUAAUGGCAACUGGAGUUUUGAAUCUUUCCCGGAAUAGCUUCCUUGACUACUGUUUUGGACAUUCUCUUAUCAACUGCCAUGUGGAGCAUCACUUGUUUCCCACAUUGUCUGAUAACAUGUGCCUGAAAGUCAAGCCGAUUGUGAGAAGCUACCUUGAGAAAAACAAGCUACCUUAUCAUGAAGACAGUUACUGGAAUCGACUAAAGGUUUUCUAUCACAAUUAUGCCAGUCUUAUGGUUCAUGCUCCUCCUUUAACCAACUUCAUUGGAAUCCAGUAAUGUAAAGAGUAAUUGGCUCCUCUGUCAAAUGUACCAGCUUAUGAAAAAACCUCCAAUAUGUAUUUUAGCUAGUUUACUGAUCUUAUGUUUACCAUAAACCUUGAAUAAGCCCCCACCUUUGAAUAAGCCCCCCUCUUUGAAUAAGCCCCAAAUUAAAGUAAUUCUUGUGACAUAGGCCCCCUCCUUGAAUAAGCUCCCACCUUCUAAUUUGCCCCCCUCCUUGAAUAAGCACCCACCUUCUAAUUUGCCCCCCUCCUUGAAUAAACCCUCCACAUUCAAGUAUUCUUGUGACAUAGGCCCCCUUCUUGAAUAAGCCCCCACCUUUUAAUUUGCCCCCAUCCUUGAAUAAGCCCCCACCUUCUAAUUUGCCCCCCUCCUUGAAUAAACCCUCCACAUUCAAGUAAUUCUUGUGACAUAAGCCCCCUCCUUGAAUAAGCCCCCUCAUGGGCUGAGGUAUUGCCACAACAGCAAUAGGUUUAUCCCAAUAUAUCUGCAUUUUAAGCACACUGACAAGCCUCGAAUAUUGGAAGAAAACUUACCCUGGUAAAUAUCCAAAGAGAACAUACCCUGGUAAUAUUUUUGGCUGCUGUGAAAUAAGCCCCCACCUUCUAAUCAGCCCCCUUGAAUAAGCCCCAACUGCAAAAUAUUUUUGUGAAAUAAGCCAUUGAGGGCUAAUAUGGGGACUUAGGAUAAUCUACAAAAUUGAUAUAUAUGCAAUGCUAUAAGUUUCUAAAGAAAUUUUUGAUGCAUUUAGAAUUUAUUUUUUAAAAAUCUUAUAUAUCUGGAACAAAUUACCAGAAUAUACCAUUUAUAAAAUACUUUGAGUUUAAUUACCCAUGAUUUGAUGAAGAUCAGAGCAAAUUAAAACUACCACAACAGAUUGAUCUCAUCCAGUUCUCUUUGUAGUAAGAAUGAAAAUUAAUGCAUGUGUUACAAAGCAUUGCCACAGUAAAGCCUAUAUGAAUAUGUAAAUUAAAAGUUUGUUAAAUUAUUUAAAUGUGGGAUUGAAAGAAUUCUGCAGUUUGGCAAUAUAUUUUUUGAACAAAUCUUUUGACACAAGUUUAUUGUUUCUAAAGAAAUUGCAAAAGAAAGUUUUUGAUUAAAGCAGUUCAGAAUUGAAUUUAUAGUUAUGCAUGGUGGUGCUGAUCAAAACUUUUUAUGAUAGUAAGCUUUUGUUGUUAUCAAUGAUUUUCUUUAUAAAAAAUUGGUUAACUGCUCUGCUGUUCAACUUAACUUCAUAUUAACUGAUCUUAUGUUGAAAACUGGUUUUAUCAAUUAUAAUAAUUUACGUUAUGAAUGGAAUGACAGAAAGGAAUAAUUUAAAAAAUUUGUCAACCUUAAUAUUGGCAGUUGAGGCAUACCUUAAAUACCUUGAAUUUAGAAACAUAGUUGAGUUCUCAUCUUUGUCAUGAGCUUCAGCUUGACAUGAAAUUUAAUGUUUGAUUUGUAUGAAUGAUCGUAUUGUAUAUUUAAAAGAAUAUUCUUUGAAAUUUGAUGCCAAAUUUA